AUGUGUGACGCGGCGCCGUCCUUCAACGAGGCAAUUGAGGACUCGUUGGCGGUCCCACCAGACCAGCACAGCGUAGUGAGCAACAGCAGCAACAGGUCACCACGACGAUGGGACGACCCACCCGAGGAAGGGCCCGGCGCGCCGCCCCCGGAAAACAUCACCACCAUGGUUUUCAUCAAGGGCAUGAGCGUGCGGCCCUACCUGGUUAGCGAAAUCUUGCAGCUCAUUUUCCCGCCCUCGGGGACGCACAUUGCCGCAACCUUCCCCGAGCCCACAAAUACAUUCAACUACCGCCCAGAUGGAGCCCGCACCCUCUCGGCAUGGGACGCCGCCACGGGCCAGCGCCUGGCCCCGCCGUCAUACACGGGCGCCAACCCCUCCCGCUUUGGCGUCGCCCUCACGCGCGGCUUCGCCUUCAAGCCCUCGGGCACCGACAUGAUCGUCGCCUGUCCGUACCUCUACGGCGCCCAGCCGCACCAACCUAUCCCCCGCCUUGAAAUUUACGACCUUGGCCGCCGCAAAAGACUGCUCAAGCAGGAACUGCCCAUCCGCGCCCCCCUGGCCUGGAGCCCGGACGGCACCGCCCUCGCCGCCGUGUCGCUGCGCGAUCCCCGCCGUGUUGUCAUGCUGAACCUCGACCCUGCGGAUGCCAAGCAUGGGUCCAUCCCGCUCACCAAACCGGGGCAGGUGCUGAUGGGCCACCUGGACGAGAUAGUGCUGCUGGCGUUUUUGCCCGCCUCCGGUAAGGGGGGCGCGCUGGUCAGCGCGGGGAAAGAUGGGCAGGUGCGCAUCACGAGCGUCGAGUCUGGGCGGACGCUGCGCCGGAUCGAGGUGGCGGCGCGGCUGCCACCGAGCAUCCUGCAGGUAUCCCCGGGCGGGGACCUGGUGGUGACGGUGUGGGGCCGCGACGUGGUGGUGUGGUACCUCGACACGGGGAGGGUGCACACCUACAACCUGAACGCGGUGCGGCAGGCCGAAGGGUGGCCGCUGGCCGUGUCGCCCGACUGCAGGUACCUGGCGUGCCGGACCGAGGACGGGGUGGACGUGAGCGACGUCGCGACGGGCAAGUUCCGCGGCGAGUUCCCGCGGAGCGGCCCCCCCGCCACGGCGGCCGCGUUUGACAGGGACGGGAGGCGGCUUGUGAUAGGGGACUAUACGGGAGGCCUGCAGCUGUUGGAAGUGAUCACGGCUUGA
This is a messenger RNA of Canariomyces notabilis, 1194 nucleotides long. RefSeq names its product YVTN repeat-like/Quino protein amine dehydrogenase. The transcript is spliced from 2 exons. The record is from RefSeq and is a predicted model, not a curated record. The coding region runs from base 1 to 1194 and encodes 397 amino acids. Gene Ontology annotation, molecular function: protein binding. NCBI's taxonomy places the organism in Eukaryota, Fungi, Ascomycota, Sordariomycetes, Sordariales, Chaetomiaceae.